Messenger RNA from Pocillopora meandrina, 1651 nucleotides. Lineage: Eukaryota; Metazoa; Cnidaria; Anthozoa; Scleractinia; Pocilloporidae. The record is from the annotation of a GenBank genome assembly.
GUGGGUACGGAGGACCAGAAGACCAAUAGGUACAGAGGACCAGAGGAACAGUGGGUACACAGGAUCAGCGAACAGUGGGCACAGAGGACUAGAGGAGCAGAAGGCACAGAGAAUUAGUAGUACAGUGGAAAAGUAGGAACAGAGGAUCAGUGAACAGUGAGCAUAAAGGACCAGAGGAACAGUGGGCACCGCAAACCAGUGGAACAGUGGGUACAGAGAACCAGUGGAACAGUGGGUACAGAGGACUAGAGGAACAGUGGACACAGAGGACCAGUGGAACAGUGGGUACAAAGGACCUGAGAAACAGUGGGCACAGAAAACCAGUGGAACAGUAGGUACAGAGAACCAGUGGAACAGUGGGCACAAAGGACCAGUGAAACAGUGGCUACAGAGGACCAGAGGAACAGUGGGCACAGAGGACCAGAGGAACAAAGGGCACAGAGGACCAGAGGACCAGUGGGUACAGAGGACCCGAGGAACAGUGGGUACAGAGUACCAGUGGGUACAAAGGACCAGAGGAACAGUGAGACCAGAGGAACAGUGGGCACAGAGGAACAGUGGAUACAGAGGACCAGAGGAACAGUGGGAACAGAGGACCAGUGGACACAGAGGAACAAGGGGCACAGAGGACUAGAGGAACAGUGGGUACAGAGGAUCAGAGGAACAGUGGAUACAGAGGACCAGUGGGUACAGAGGACCAGAGGAACAGUGGGAACAGAAGACCAGUGGGUACAGAGGACCAAUGGAACAGUGGGUAAAGAGGACCAGAGGAACAGUAGGAACAGAGGGAACAGUGGAACAGUGGGCGCAGAGGACCAGAGGAAGAGUGGAUACAGAGGACCAGAGGAACAGCGGGUACAGAGGACCAGUGGGUACAGAAGAACAGAGGAACAGUGGGCACAGAAGACUGGUGGGUACAGAGAACCAGUGGAUACAAAGCACCAGUGGGCACAGUGAACUAGAGGAACAGUGGGUUAAGAGGACCAGAGGACCAGUGGUCACAGAGGACCAGUGGGUACAGAGGACCAGUGAGUACAGAGGACCAGAGGAACAGUGGGUACAGAGGACCAGAGGAACAGUGGGCACAGAGGACCAGAGGAACAGUGGGUACAGGGGACCAGAUGAACAGUGGGUACAGAGGACCAAACGAACAGUGGGCACAGAGGACCGGAGGAACAGUGGGAACAGAGGAAAAAUGGGUACAGAUGACCAGAGGAACAGUGGGUAUAGAAGACAAAAGGAAAAGUGAGUACAGAGGACCAGAGGAAGUUUGGGUGUAGAGGAAUGGGAGAACAGUGGGGAAUAUGGGAAAAAAAGUUCGGAAAUAGUGGAACAGUGGGUACAGAGGACCAGAGGAACAGUAGGAACAGAGGGAACAGUGGGUACAGAGGACCAGAGGAACAGUAGGAACAGAGGGAACAGAGGAACAGUGGGCACAGAUAACCAGAGGAACAGUGGGUACAGAGGACCAGUGGGUACAGAGGAUCAGAGGAACAGUGGGAACCGAGGACCAGUGGGUACAGAGGACCAGUGGGUACAGAGGAGCAGUGGUCACAGAGGAGCAGGGGAACAGUGGGCACAGAGGACCAGAGGAAAAGUGGGUACAGAGGACCAGAGGAACAGUAGGUACAGAAGACCAGAGGAAAAGUGA